Molecule: messenger RNA, 2716 nt
Organism: Cyprinus carpio (common carp)
Lineage: Eukaryota; Metazoa; Chordata; Actinopteri; Cypriniformes; Cyprinidae
Product: monocarboxylate transporter 6-like
Biological process (GO): monocarboxylic acid transport; transmembrane transport
Molecular function (GO): monocarboxylic acid transmembrane transporter activity
Source: RefSeq, a predicted model, not a curated record
AAUAAGAUGCUUGUUAGGAUUUGGAACCUGCGUCACAGGAUCAAUAGAGUGUCCUUUACUAAUGUAGCAUUGUUUGAAGUAGGCUUAGUUUUAAAAACUGCUAUGCAUACAGUUUGCAUACCAGCAUACAGAAGCCCGCCCUUCAGCUGCUCUAACGUUAGCCGGAUGAGACCGAGCUGCUCUGGGUGAAAGGCAAGAGGAAAUGCCAUGCCAUCGCCCCGGAGCUCAAAUUUCUCUACGUGUAGACUGCUGUUAAAGGAGCCGUUACUACUUCCAUCUAGCUCUCUAUUUGAUUUAUAUGGUUGCAUAGUACGAUAUGUGAGAGAACAUUGAUGUUACCUUAGCGUUUGCUUAAUCGACUGGAUCCUGAAACUGCUCCAACCCGGAGUGUCUCCUCCUCCCGCUGAUCUGACAGUCUCCGCGGCACGGACAGACGCUGCUGGCCCGGAUGCCUGAAAAUGUGCUGAAAAGGGGUAUAGCAAGCACACUUUAUUCGGAUGAUAUAGAAUAUGCAAGAAUGUGUUGCCCUGCUCUUCUUCUGCCGCUGAGAGCCCGAAGCUCUCCGGAUCAGGUGGAAAAACCCAGGUGGUAGUGACUUGGUUACCAUCAAAUCGGAAAAUAUGGCACCUAAGCAACCUUCCAGCAUUGAGGAGCAGUCGGGGGAGCUGUGUGAGCCUGAAUCUGAGGAGGGAGAAAAACAAGGAUCAGGACCCCCUUCGGAUCAAGCUCAUCCAGUUGCCUUUGAUGCUCCAGAUGGAGGCUGGGGAUGGGUAGUCCUAGUGGCUACCAUCGUAGUCUUAGCUCUGACACUGGCCUUCCCCUCCUGCAUUGGAAUCUUCUACUUAGAUCUUCAGGAAGAAUUUCAAGCCAGUAACAGUGAGACGUCUUGGGUUCCAUCGAUAAUGACAGCAGUUCUGCACGCCGGAGGUCCUCUGUGUAGUGUUCUGGUGGAACGCUUUGGUUGCCGGGCGACAGUGAUAUUUGGGGGAGUCCUGAGUGGUUUUGGGAUGGCGGUCAGCUCUUUCUCACAUUCCAUUGUUGACUUAUACAUCACCACUGGGGUCAUCACAGGUCUGGGUUUCUGUUUCAGCUUCCAGCCCGCUGUCACAAUACUUGGCCACUACUUUGUGCGCCGUCGUCCUUUUGCCAAUGCAAUGUCCUCCACUGGUACUGCUCUGGGUCUGUCUACAUUGCCCUUUUUAGGUGACUAUCUGCAGAGUACGCUGGGCUGGAGAGGGAGCUUUCUGGUCCUUGGUGCUGUGUUGCUCAACUGCUGUGUUUGCGGAGCCCUUAUGAGACCGGUCAGGCCUCGCAAGCCCAGAAAGACAGAGGUGAUGAGCAAUGGUCCCAGACCCCCAGGCAAAAAGAUAUGCAUGCUGGGGAUCUUUCAGAGUUUAAGAUCAUCCCUCAGAAAACACAUGGCUUUCGACCUCUUCUAUAGUAACCUGCGAUUUCGGGUGUUUUCACUGGGCAUCACUUGGAUGAUGCUGGGGUUUGUGGUGCCGCUUAUUUACCUGGUCCCAUACGCAUCAGCUCACAAAAUGGAUCCAAGCCGAGCUGCCCUGCUGCUCUCCAUCCUGGGCUUUGUCAACAUCAUUGUGCGGCCUCCUGCUGGAGUGCUCUUCAGCCUGCCCUGGUUUAAAGGCCGGCAUAUCUAUGUUUUCUCAGCCGCACUCCUAAUAAAUGGACUCAGUAAUAGUAUUUGCUGCAUUUCUGCAAGUUUCACAGUGCUGUUAAUGUAUGUGCUGGUGUACGGACUGUCCAUGAGCGUGGUAGGCUCGCUGAUGUUCACCGUCCUGAUGGACACGGUGGAGAUGAGUCGAUUCCCAUCUGCGCUCGGCCUGUUGUCUAUCAUGGAAAGCGUUACGCUCCUGAUAGGACCUCCUCUCGCAGGAAUCCUUGUGGACCGUACUGACCAGUACACAUAUGUGUUCCUGGCCUGCAGCAUCUCAGUGGCCUUAUCAGCUCUGUUCCUUAUGGUGUCCUUUUACUGGCUGGACUCACGUGAUGCAGCCCAGAAGAACAGUCCACCAGCGUCUGGGUCUCCAGCUAAGCCUGCAGUCAGUUUGCCCAUGGACUGCCAGUACAGCAGUGUGCCUACAGAUGGGGACACGACAAAUAACCCAUCAUCAGAGGAAGAAAAAUUCACAAAUGUAUGAGUUAUUUAUGCCAUUGUAAUUGGGAUCCGAAUCAGGUACAAAAAUAUGUUUCUUUGCCAUUUAUUAGUAUCAUAGAAUGUGCUAUUUAAAUAACUAUAUUAUUUCAACAUCAAACCCUGUGUUUUUGUGUGUUGUUAACUGACACUGGCGUUUGCAAACAUCCUGGUCUCACAUCACUGGUUUGCCUUCUAGAGUAUAUUUGUGCCAUGGAGCUACAGUGACAUCCGUUAAUGCAGUCCUUUGAAUUCAAGUAAAUAUUAUAAACGCUUCUUCAUUCCUGAUCUAAAUGACAAAAUGCUUUAAUUGUUUGCCAAGAAAAUUAAGCUAUUUCAAGUCAGGAAAUAUUGAGCAUUGUGACAGAUUUGAUUCAUCUCAUGCUUAAUAAUAUUCAGUUUCCUCAUUUUUUGCUAGUUACACUACUGUUUGACAGUUUGAGGUUGAUAAGAUUUUUGAAAGAAGUCUGUUAUGCUCACCAAGUCUGCUUUUAUAUGAUUAAAAAUACAGUAAUAUUGUGAAACAUUAUUACAAUUUUAAAUAACUGUUUUUUUUUAAUGUCA